GUCCUCUCAAAAAGAGGGUUAUGUUUGAUAAAACUCCAAGGCAAACAAAAUAUAUUUAAAUAUUUAUAUUUUCAAUUGGUGCAUGUGUUGAUUUAAUAUUCUUAAACAUUAAUAUUGCUAUAUUUCACCGUUCACAAUGCAAGCUAAUACAAUACAAAGCAACAGCGACUUUCCCCCUGAACUGUGCGUGAAACCUCUUGCUCCAGUGGGCAUAUCAGGCCUAGAUGUGAUCAAUAAUGCCAUACAUAAAUCUGUUUGGGAGAUAUUCAGUAAUAACAGAAGGAAUGAACAUUCACCGGUGCUAUUUAAGCUGAUCGCUAAUGAUCAUGAGUUCCCAAUCAUCAAACCGAAGCGCAACUCGUAUGACUGGUACAUUCCUAAAGGAAUACUGAAAAGGAACUGGAUGCAUAAACACCUGUAUGAAAUACCAGCCGUAAUGGUGAUUUUUUACGAUUUAGAUUGGAGUGAUUUGCAGUGGAAUGAAAAAAUGAUUGAAUGUGCAUCGAGGGUCCAAUCCAUGAGAGCAGCUUUGGAAGGUCGAGCCACAAGAAUUGUGGUUGUUCUGAUACAAACAACUUUGCCAUUACCAGCUGGAGAAGAUACUUUGGCUGCUGAAAGAGCUGUAGCUCUUUGCGCUAGCUGUGAAUUGAAUUCACAGUCUUUAUUUGUGUUACCACACGGAGAUCAUUUACAGGGAUAUGCAACAAGGUUAGAAAACGCCUUCUACGAAUUUGCUCAGACAUAUUAUCAUAAUGAAGCGAAAACAGUUAAAUCGCACAAGGAACAUUUGAACAAGAAUUCCCAUCAGUAUUUGUAUGUUCGGCAUCAAUUCAAAUUGGGGUUUUUGAAUGAGCUGAAGCAAGAUAUUCACACUGCGUACAAGCACUACAACCACGCAUAUGAAAACCUGUUAGAAAUACGAAUAGUGGACACGAACUCGCUCGAGAUCCGCACCAUUGCCGGUUUCAUCAACUACAAAAUAUGCCGGCUUCUGUUUCUUCUAAAUCUAGCGAGGGAUGCUAUUUCAACGUUUAAAUCUCACAUCGAUCGAUUCAGAAGCAGGAUAGGGUUUCAGGAAUUGGCGUUUGAACAUUAUGCUUGGCUUUCCAAACAGUAUGCUGUUUUUGGAGAUACAUUUGACGAGGCAGUUAAACUGGGUCUUCCGGCUGUUCAAACGCAACAUCCUGGAAUCUAUUAUCAGCAAGCAGCUCAACAGGCCAUACUGCGAAAGAAAGCGUGCAAAGAAUUGUGUUCGACCGUAAUCGCAUAUCCAAGCCCCGAUCCUCUAGAAGGAGUAAGUAGCAUGGAAUUCUAUGGUCAGCGACCUUGGAGACCAGGAAAAGUUACAUCGGAACCGCCUGAUCCUCACUUGGAGGCAAGGGGCAUUCAAGCUGUACAGUAUUUGGAAAAACAGGUGAACCAUUCGAAUAUAAUCAUCCAGCUUUACGGCUUGGCCAUCUCGCAGUAUAAAACGUACAAAUGUCCGAGGACCAGACGACACCUUGUCCUAGAAAUGGCAGAUGAGUGCUACGAUUCGAAAGAUUAUGGCAAAGCUUUGACCUUAUAUACUCACAUGUUAUGGGAUUUUCGAAAAGAGAAAUGGUGGGGAAUUUCGUCGCAAGUCUUAGAAAAGGCACUGAUAUGCGCGUUCUUAACGGCCAACGUUCAGGAUUAUAUUCAGUUAGCGCUGGAGAUACUCGGAGUAAAUACUACUACAAGUUUGGAUGAUAAACGGAGAAUUUAUGAGAAUCUAAAAAAGAUAUUGAAGAAACAAAUUCCGUAUGGGCAUCCGAAGUUACAGCAAGAUGUCCUUCAAAAUGCGAUUAUAAUAUGGCAGCCAGCUUUCACGGCAAAUCCACUCCAUUUCUCGUUGGAUAUGGCGAACAUUACGGCUUGCAUCGAAACUAGAGCUAGGUUUUUGAAAAAUGUAUAUGAGGUGGAUCAAAAUGUUACUGUAGAAAUCUACAUAAGAAGUACCUGUCCUUUUCCCCUGAGUUUUGCCAAGAUUUCCGUAACCAUCAAUGCCCCAAACUGUAACUCGGAGUUUGCAGUAACGAAUGUUGACAAUAUCGCCUUGAGUUUUCAUAAGGACGAAGUGAAAAAGUUUAUCAUCGAAUUUAUGCCGGAUCCUCAUGACAUUAAUAAAGAAAUACAGAUUGACUCUAUCAACAUUCAACUGGGAAAUUCGACGGAAUGCAGCGUAGACCUCAGGUACUCGUCUUACGAUGAGUCUUCGAAAAAUCAUCCAGAAUUGUUACACUUCAAACGUAGUCACAACGGAAUCGACUUCGACAACGUAAGGCCGUUAUCCACCGCAACAAUCGUGCCUCGAGAGUCGAAGCUGAACAUAUCGUUCGAUCACAGAUGGCCAGCUUUGGUCGGCGAAUGGUACCAAAUAGUCAUUAAUAUUAUAAACGAGGAAUUGUUCGGGAUAAGAGAUUUGAAAAUCGAAGUCGCUCUGGAUGAAGAAAGCUCGGAAACGGAACUGUCGUUGCAGCCAACGUCAGCGUGCAAACAACCGCUGCUGGUCAACAGUCCGAAAAAUUUGGAUUUCAACGGGAAAGUAAGCACGCAUUUCUUCGUCAGAGUGCACAAGGCGUGUAAAUGCCAUGUCACCGUGAGGGUGACGUACACGUUAGAUAGCCAGAAGGCUGUGCUCAGCAUAAAGACUGGAGUUAUUCCGUUGACCGUAGUAGAGCCGUUCGAGGUGUCGACCAAGUAUCUCUCGAUGCUUAUGAGUGAAAUUGACAGGUUUUAUGUUGACGAGGAGUUUGGAGUUAUGAAUUAUAUAAGAUUUUGUUCGCCGUGGACGAUAUGCGUCGAAGAUACUUUAUUAGAGUUUAAUGCGUUGCAGGUUCCUCCAGGAAAAUCCGCGGAAAACUCAAUCGCUAGUCAAAUAGCAGGCAGAUCUUUCAAUGGUGAAGAAAUAAGUGCUGAACUGCACAUAGCAACGUGCCAGAAAAGUACAGAUCAAGGCUCAAAUCUUGGAAAAUACUCCAUCAAAUGGAAAAGAGAAAAUGGCAUAAGUACAACAACAGAAAUAGCUAUUCAAGGUUUACCAUGCUAUUUCAUGCCAAUCGGUUUGAAAUUGUCUGCUCCUGCUCACGGCUUUGUCAGAACGCCUAUGCUGUUACGAUACCACGUGCAAAACAGAUCACAACAUUUGAUACAACUUGAUGUCGUCAUGCAGGCGACCGAAGCCUUUAUGUUUUCUGGAUACAAGCAGUUUGUAGUGUCGAUUCUGCCAAAUUCGACGAGGACAUUACAGUACAACUUAUAUCCACUAAUAGCUGGCAGUGUUGCAUUGCCAGAAUUAAUAAUGAGUUGUAACGCAGAUAACGAUUCCCUGGGCAUAAACAAGGAUCAAUUGAAUGCGCUUAUUCAUCGGUCUCUACCUACACAUAUUUAUGUAAUGCCACAAGUAAAAGGGGAUCCGAAAUUACCGGACAUCGUAGCUAACCAGAAGAUAGCAGUUACUAGUUAGAAAUACUCGGCAAUAACAUAAUGGGAGAAUAUUCAUUUAAGGGAAAAUGUGCACUUGAAAUGUCGACUUUUUGGAAAAUUGUCGUUGGAAUCGGGAUAAACACACUACACAUAUUUCAGCAAAAAUAGAUUAAUGUAAUCGGUUUGUGCUUCUAAAUGCAAGACGCCAAAAUAUUUAAUCCGAUCAAUAUGUAUUCGGAAUGCUCUGUUAGAAAUGAUUUGAGCGUUUUUCCGUACAUUCAAUGAGACGGAAAGCGAUCGCAUAUUUUCAGUAACGAUUUCAAUAUAUCUUGAAAAUUCUCUGAACCGUAGACACAUUUCAUGUGAUAAAGCAGCAGUUGUUCAAUAUACGUGUUAUUUAUGUUGAAUAUAUUUUAUAUAAUAAAAAGUUUAUACAUUUAGGAA
Messenger RNA from Acanthoscelides obtectus, 3888 nucleotides. NCBI's taxonomy places the organism in Eukaryota, Metazoa, Arthropoda, Insecta, Coleoptera, Chrysomelidae. The record is from the annotation of a GenBank genome assembly.